AUGGCACUCCCUUUUAGGGAUAUCAACGUCCAAGUCGCCUCCGACAGCUACGUCUUCCGUUCUCCCUCCUCACCCAACGCUCCUGCCCUCACUAUCGACCGACCAUCUGGCGACAUUCGGUUGAGUGAUGGAGCUCUCGUUGCUGGAAAGAGGGUUUCGAGGGUGACGAGCAUCGCUGGCAUCUUGGGAAUCAUUCAGUUGCGACUUGACAAGUAUAUUAUUGUUAUCACGAAGACCCUCCCGAUCGGUCGCCUUAGGGGGCACAUGGUCUACAAGAUUGUCUCCACCGACAUCCUUCCCAUGCGAGAGCGACAGGUUCACGAUCCAGAUGAGGACAAGUUCCUUGCUAUCCUCAAGACGUUUAUCAAGUCUGGUCCGAUGUACUUUUCCUACUCGAUCGACCUUACGAACAGUUUCCAGCGGCAGUCGCACCAUGACAGCUCAGCCCCGCUAUGGCAGAGGGCGGACGACCGCUUCUUCUGGAACAAAUUCGUCCAGUCCGACUUGAUCGAGUACCGAAAUAUGGGCUCAAGAGGUCAGCCAGGGCCGCAGCCAGGUGCAGACCCGUAUAUUCUCCCGGUCAUCUUCGGCAUGCUCGAAAUCCACCCGACAACCUUCAAGGGCACGCCUCUGACGAUCGUUCUUAUAACCCGCCGGUCCCGACACCGAGGUGGAACGAGAUACUUCUCCCGUGGCAUUGACGAGGAGGGGCACGUGUCCAACUAUAACGAGACGGAGCAGGUUUUGAUACUGAAUGACAGCGGGAGUGGCAUGAGCGGUUUCACCGGGGGCAACAGCACGCAGACUUCCAAGACGGAGAGCCGUGAGAUGCAGAUCCUGGCCUAUGUUCAGACUCGCGGUAGUGUUCCGGUAUACUGGGCAGAGAUCAACACCUUGUCAUACACCCCAAAGUUACAGAUCCGCGGUAUCGACUCUGCCUCUCCCGCGGCCGCAGCACACUUCAAUGAGCAAGUUCGGAUAUACGGCGACAAUUAUCUGGUCAACCUUGUCAACCAGAAGGGCCGCGAACAGCGGGUGAAGGAGGCCUAUGAGCAGGUGGUACAGAAACUACAGUCAUCGCCAAGAGAGGCCGUCACGGGCAACACUGUGACUGAUGAGAAGUUUCACAUCAUCGAGUCGGGCUCGUCUAAGCAGACCUUUGAUCGUGUCCACUACAUCUACUUUGACUUCCACUCCGAGACCAAGGGGAUGAAACUCCACCGCGCACAGCUGCUACUGGAUAGGAUGCAGGACGCCCUGGCUGCUCAGCAGUACUUCCGAGCGGUUGAUAUGCCGGCUGGUAUCGAUGGGCGGCUUGAAGUCAGGAACCUGCAGACAUCUGUGGUGCGUACCAACUGCAUGGACUGCCUGGACCGCACAAAUGUGGUGCAAAGCAUGAUGGCCCGGUGGACUUUGGACCGCAUGUUUGUCGACCUUGGCUUGAUGCAACGCGGUGCGACCUUCAAGGAGGAAGACCCCGCUUUCGAGUUUAUGUUCCGCAACCUGUGGGCCGACAACGCCGACGUGGUGAGCAACAGCUACUCCGGAACAGGUGCCAUGAAGACAGACAUGACCCGUCUAGGGAUCCGCACCAAAGCCGGUGCUCUUCGUGACGGGCAGAUUGCUGUCACGCGAUACAUGAAGAACAACUUCCUGGACGGACCCAGGCAAGACGCCUUCGACCUCUUCCUGGGCGUCUACCUCCCAGGUACAGCCUCGGUCGGGCCCAGCCUUGUCUUCGCUGACAGACGGCCCGUCCUCAUUCAGUCUAUUCCCUAUGUUCUAGCCUUCAGCAUUUUCUUUGUCCUUGUUGGCCUGUUCACAAAGCGGCUGCCGGACUCUGCGGUCAUGCCCAUGCGUCUUUUCAUCAUCUUCUGGAUCGUCGUGGGUGCCUGGUCAGCUCGCUUUAUCCUGAAGAACGGCAUGCUCUACGUCAACUGGCCCAAACUGAACCCGCGACCCUAUGUGGCAGAGGGCUACCAGGAGACCAUCAGCAAGGUCAGAAAAGAUCCUCUGCUUGGUUCACUGGUGGCACGGCACGAGCGCGGCCUCAGUGCGGUCAGAUACUCGAACGCAGAAGAGGGCAAGAAGAGGAUCGAAUAGACGCCUUACCCACCAGCACGCACAUACAUGCUAUAUAAAUUUGUACUAAUACACUACACUUCUUUUCCUGCGGCUGGGGUUUCGCGACUUCAUCUCACUGAGUAAGCUGAUUUGAGUUCCAAGACCUGGGUAUCUGGGUAUAGGCUGGCCAUGUUUUUCUCAUUACUUGCAAUAAGAUCUCAGACUACAUUAUCUGAGCGAAUUUCUUUCUUUGGUUCUGUGUUUUGACUAGCAUCUCAUUUACUUUUGGACAGCCAGCCAGGGUGUGCUUGCCUACUUGUGGGUUGUCACUGUCUUUGUCUUGUAGAUAAGAGGCGUACACGCAUCCUCAAUAUAUGUGGGGAAACCACCUGGGAACUCAUCACUCUACGUGUUAAGUAACCUUCUUCCCACUCUGUUGUGGCUGGCAAUCACUGUUCGAGUGGAUUCUCCUACUUCUUGCACACAAAAUGGCAGCAAAAUUAACUACGCGGAGAUACCAAGAGUGUUGGAGGGAGCUGGGCAAAGAGCGUAGGUGAUUCUCUUGAAACAAAAAUCAUAAUGUUGAUC
Molecule: messenger RNA, 2652 nt
Organism: Cryphonectria parasitica EP155
Lineage: Eukaryota; Fungi; Ascomycota; Sordariomycetes; Diaporthales; Cryphonectriaceae
Exons: 3
Coding region: 1-2103 (700 amino acids)
Biological process (GO): phosphatidylinositol dephosphorylation
Cellular component (GO): endoplasmic reticulum
Molecular function (GO): phosphatidylinositol-4-phosphate phosphatase activity
Source: RefSeq, a predicted model, not a curated record